UUUCUCCCCGGAGUGUCCAGACGGGCUGAGGGACACAGGAUGGCAGCUAACGGGAGAAUCUAACGGGACAUGCGGACCGGCUGAUUCCUGCUCAUAUUCCCACUGCUGUUUGUGCCAGUGUGCGGCCUCACCAUGCCACUGGUCAAGAGGAACAUCGAGCCCCGUCACCUCUGCCGAGGGGAGCUCCCCGAGGGCAUCGGCAGUGAGCUGGAGUGUGUGAUGAACAACACGCUCUCCUCCAUCAUCCGUCAGCUCAGCAGCCUGAGUAAACAUGCGGAGGACAUAUUUGGCGAGCUGUUCAAUGAGGCCAACACCUUCUACCUGCGUGCCAACUCUCUCCAGGACCGCAUCGACCGGCUGGCUGUCAAGGUCACGCAGCUGGACUCUACUGUGGAGGAAGUUUCCCUGCAAGAUAUCAACAUGAGAAAAGCCUUCAAGAGCUCUACCAUUCAGGACCAACAGGUGGUGUCCAAGAGCAGUGUGCCCAUUCCUGUCAAAGAAAUGUACAACCUGAGUGACAAGCCUCCGCCACUCAACAUCCUUUCAUCGUACAGGGAUGACCACAAGGAAGCACUUAAGUUCUACACUGAUCCCUCAUACUUCUUUGACCUGUGGAAGGAAAAGAUGCUGCAGGACACGGAGGACAAGAGGAAAGAGAAAAGGAAGCAGAAGGAGCAGCGUCGUUGUGUGGAUGGGACAUUACAGAGGGAGGUGAAGAAGGUCCGCAAGGCGAGGAACCGUCGACAGGAGUGGAACAUGAUGGCUCUGGACAAGGAGCUGAGGCCAGACCAUCGACACACCAUACACAGAGACAGAGGGGCAUCUUCUGAGGGCUCAAUGUCUCCAGAGAACAGGGGUCAUGGUGCCGAUCAGCACCACUACCCGAACGCCAUGAACCAUGCUGGCCACGCCCACACCUACUCUGGCCCUCCGCCCAGCAUCCUGGCUGCCCAGAUGGCUGCAGGACACGCCCCUCGUGGAGGAGGCGAACAUGACAACAGGGGCAGGAAUAUGAUGGCCUAUCAGGGCGGGACACUGGGCCGUGCUCACCACCACCAGGUCCCGCUGCCUCCUCCACCCAGCGAGGCUAUGAAUGGCGGCUCCAUGUCUCUCCCACCUGUGGACUACAGUAUGGACGGAUAUGCAAACACCGGCCCUCCGCCCCCUCCCCCAGCUCCUCUCAUCCCGUCUGCCCAGACUGCCUUUGCCUCCCCUCCCGGAGGUCCCAUGUCUCCAGGGGCAAUGGCUGCUGGUGGCUACAUUCUGCCUCCACCACCUGUGUCUGGAGUCCAGGUAGCUCCACCUCCUCCUGGUCCUCCUGGUCCUCCACCCCCACCUCUUCCAGCUGGUGCCUCCCACUUCACAGCCCGCAAGAUUACCUCCUCUGUGCCCGCUGAGACCGCAGUGGUCACAGAUGCCCGCAGCGACCUGCUGGCUGCUAUACGUAUGGGCAUCCAGCUGAAGAAGGUGCAGGAGCAGCAGGAGCAGCAGGCGAAGAGGGAGCCGGUCGGAAACGACGUGGCCACCAUUCUGUCGCGACGCAUCGCAGUGGAAUACUCCGACUCCGAGGACGACUCCGAGCUGGAGGAAAACGACUGGUCCGAUUAAUACACGCGAAAAAUAUGGGAUGAUAACCACUGAAGAUACACACACAAUGAGAAGAAGACACACAACCGGUCGAUCUCACACUCACUUGAAGGAAUGCCCACUGUACAACACUCACGGGUUAUCACACACUGUCGCUGAAUACACACACACACACACACUCACACACACACACUCGCACACACACAUGCACACUACUACACACAAUCACAUGCACACUACUACACACAAUCACAUGCUGUAGGUUGAUAUAAGCUGAAAGGUCCAAAACUGGAAAUCUGGGAGUGUAUUCAAGCUGCAUAAACACUGUAAAGAGACUAGUAAUAGACUUUAAUGCUGACCACUCCGAGAACCACUAACAUUCAAUUUGCUGAUUAUAUUUCAAAGCAUUGUGAAUACACCCCAGUGGAUGUUUCUCUGCCUGUCGUAACACUUUAGACACCGCGUGAAGGUGCUAAUCUAAUGUAUAGUCGGAGCUCGAGAGAGUAAUAGGAGAAUUAGAAACUUUCCUCUUGAGCUAACCAAUGUACUUGUCUUUUUUUAAUGUUUUUACUCAAACACUUACGUAUGCCAUAGACCAGGAGGCGGGUUUUUAACAUGUAGAUGGAAAUAACUGGAGGUGAAGGAGUAACAGACGAGCUGACUGGCAGCUGCAGUCAGUGGAAGAUGGAGGAGCGUCUGAAGUGCUGUGGGAAAGAUGUACAACGGAGAAUUAGGGCCACUCACUGAGAAAAAAAGAGAUUUCAAGUACAUCGUAAAUUAAAAAGAAUAAAAUCCUAAAUUAAGAGAAUUAAGUUGGAAUAUGACGAGAAUAAAGUCCUGUUGCCUCCUUCAAAAUGAGGAAUGUGGUGCAUCUUGUUAUAGUAUAGUUAUAGUAUAGUUAUACUAUAGGAUACCAUCACAGAUAGAUAAAUACUUCCUACUUUUUUUAAUCUUUUGGCUCAUCAGCACCACGUUAUCAUGUGUCAGGACUUUGAAAAGUUUGUGUACGAAAAUGUGUCUGUUCUGAAGAAAGAACACAAACUUUGUGAAGCAAGAAAAUGUUUGGUAGUGGUCGACUGUACAUCGUUGGAUAUUUCUGUGAUAUAUUCAAAGAGGGUGUCACAAUUUCUCAAUGAGAUUCAAGAUUGUGGAUCGAGAAGAAAAUUACAACUUCUUUCUCUUUAAUCAUGAUUUUAUCAUUGACAUUUGAGUUUUUCCUUUCUUCAACAUGGCCCCAAUUCUCCGCUGUUAAGAUGAAUGAGAGGGCGAUAUGUAAAAAGUCUUACUGAUCAUAAAUAUGAAAACAGAUUGAGCCGUCUGCGUCUGCAAUCGCUCACUGCUGUGUGGGAGGGAGGGUACGGGUGAGGGCGGGGGAUGUCAUGUAUAUGCUAGUGUGAGCAGUGUAACCUUUGACCCAGAGAAAAAAAUAAAAUGCUGAA
Molecule: messenger RNA, 3026 nt
Organism: Paralichthys olivaceus (Japanese flounder)
Lineage: Eukaryota; Metazoa; Chordata; Actinopteri; Pleuronectiformes; Paralichthyidae
Gene: wasf3b
Product: WASP family member 3b
Biological process (GO): actin cytoskeleton organization; positive regulation of Arp2/3 complex-mediated actin nucleation
Cellular component (GO): cytoskeleton
Molecular function (GO): actin binding; Arp2/3 complex binding; protein kinase A regulatory subunit binding
Source: RefSeq, a predicted model, not a curated record